This is a messenger RNA of Brassica napus (rape), 1834 nucleotides long. RefSeq names its product trans-cinnamate 4-monooxygenase. Bases 76 to 1593 code for a protein of 505 amino acids. Gene Ontology annotation, biological process: lignin metabolic process. Lineage: Eukaryota; Viridiplantae; Streptophyta; Magnoliopsida; Brassicales; Brassicaceae. The transcript has 3 exons. Gene Ontology annotation, molecular function: iron ion binding; trans-cinnamate 4-monooxygenase activity; heme binding. The record is from RefSeq and is a predicted model, not a curated record.
CUUCUUCCUCAGCAGCUUCUCCUGCUUUCACCACUCGCCGUCAAAUCAAAUCUCACAACCGUCCACGUGUCACCAAUGGAUCUCCUCUUGUUGGAGAAGUCUCUAAUAGCCGUCUUCGCGGCAGUGGUUCUCGCCACCGUGAUCUCCAAGCUCCGCGGCAAGAAGCUAAAACUACCUCCCGGUCCUAUACCGAUACCAAUCUUCGGAAACUGGCUCCAGGUCGGAGACGAUCUAAACCACCGUAACCUCGUCGACUACGCCAAAAAGUUCGGAGACCUCUUCCUCCUCAGGAUGGGACAGCGAAACCUAGUGGUCGUCUCAUCGCCAAACCUAACCAAAGAAGUGCUCCACACGCAAGGCGUGGAGUUCGGAUCUCGGACGAGAAACGUCGUCUUCGACAUCUUCACGGGCAAAGGGCAGGACAUGGUGUUCACCGUCUACGGCGAGCACUGGCGUAAGAUGAGGAGGAUCAUGACGGUUCCUUUCUUCACCAACAAGGUGGUGCAGCGGAACAGAGAAGGAUGGGAGUUCGAAGCCGCGAGCGUGGUCGAGGACGUGAAGAAGAAUCCAGACUCUGCGACCAAAGGGAUCGUGUUGAGGAAACGCUUGCAGUUGAUGAUGUACAACAACAUGUUCCGUAUCAUGUUCGAUAGAAGGUUCGAGAGUGAAGAUGAUCCUCUCUUCCUCAGGCUUAAAGCCUUGAACGGAGAGAGAAGCAGGUUGGCUCAGAGCUUCGAGUACAACUAUGGAGAUUUCAUCCCUAUCCUUAGGCCGUUCCUUAGAGGCUACUUGAGGAUCUGUCAGGAUGUGAAGGACAGAAGACUAGCUCUCUUGAAGAAGUACUUUGUUGACGAGAGGAAGCAAAUCGCGAGUUCGAAGCCUACAGGAAGCGAAGGAUUGAAAUGCGCCAUUGAUCAUAUCAUUGAAGCUCAACAGAAGGGAGAGAUCAACGAGGACAACGUUCUUUACAUCGUCGAGAACAUCAACGUCGCUGCUAUUGAGACAACAUUGUGGUCUAUCGAGUGGGGAAUAGCGGAGCUAGUGAACCAUCCUGAGAUCCAGAGCAAGCUAAGGAACGAAAUCGACACGGUUCUUGGACCAGGCGUUCAAAUCACAGAGCCUGAGCUGCACAAGCUUCCCUACCUCCAAGCCGUGAUCAAGGAGACGCUUAGACUAAGAAUGGCUAUUCCUCUCCUUGUGCCACACAUGAACCUCAACGACGCUAAGCUCGCUGGCUACGACAUCCCAGCGGAAAGCAAGAUCUUGGUCAAUGCCUGGUGGCUAGCGAACAACCCUGAGAGCUGGAAGAAACCUGAAGAGUUUAGACCCGAGAGGUUCUUUGAAGAAGAGGCGCAUGUGGAAGCCAAUGGUAAUGACUUUAGGUAUGUGCCGUUUGGUGUUGGACGUAGAAGCUGUCCUGGGAUUAUAUUGGCGUUGCCCAUUUUGGGAAUCACUAUCGGUAGGUUGGUACAGAACUUCGAGCUACUUCCUCCUCCAGGACAGUCUAAAGUUGAUACUUCUGAGAAAGGUGGACAGUUCAGCUUGCACAUCCUUAACCACUCCACAAUUGUAAUGAAGCCAAGGUCCUUUUAAAUAAUUUAUACACAAAAAAUAAAAUAAAAGUAGUUUCUGCAAAAUGACUUUUUUGUUAUGGAUGAUAAUGAUGUUUGUGAAAUCUAUUGGAUGUGUUAUAUAUGUAAAAUGUCUUUAAAGGGUUGCAAUAAGCCAAUAGUGGUUCCCACUGUUUUGGAUAGAUAUUGUUGUUGUAUACUUUCAAACCCACAUGAUUGUUGAACAAAAAUUUAUUUAAUUUGGAGGUUUUUUCUAGCUUUAA